Bufo bufo (common toad) is the source of this 967-nucleotide messenger RNA. It is a transcript of the gene SNTN, whose product is annotated as sentan, cilia apical structure protein. Gene Ontology annotation, molecular function: transition metal ion binding; calcium ion binding. The transcript is spliced from 4 exons. The record is from RefSeq and is a predicted model, not a curated record. NCBI's taxonomy places the organism in Eukaryota, Metazoa, Chordata, Amphibia, Anura, Bufonidae. Bases 114 to 464 code for a protein of 116 amino acids.
AAAAAAAUAAAGAAACAAACCUCCCGGAUCUGGGGAUCAUUCAUGAAUUAUUCCAUUAGUGAUUGCAGCAAUUUGCUUUAGAUCGCAGAACAGAACUUCAGCCUGCACUGAAAAUGCCAAAGAGCAAUACCAUUCCAAUCUCCAAGCAACUGUCUUCUAUUAAAGCUCUGGGGAAAGGCUCCGAACUAGAGAAAGCCAUUGCCAGUGCCGUCCUCGUGUACAAUCUAUAUGCAGACAAUGAUGGGAAAGUUAGCAAGGCAGAAGUCAAAGAUUUGCUGCACGUGCACUUCCAGAACUUUACACAGGGUCAAGAAACAAAACCAAAAUACAAAGAGCUCAUGAGAGAUCUAGAAGAAGAUGAAAAGGGACAAAUGGAUUUUGAAGAUUUCAUGAUUCUACUGCUCAGUGUGACUCUAAUGUCUGACCUCUUCAAUGAAAUCCGCCAAACAAAGAAUACCAAAUAAAGCUGGAGACCUUGGGCGCCAACCGAUCAUGGCAACACCACCAUUACCCCACCAGACACCUAACCCAUGUGCUUUUCCAGACCUUGAUGUCAAAAUAUUAUUGUGAAAUCAUUGCGGUCAGUUAUUCCAAAAACAAUUCCAAAAAUGUCAAAAUGUCCAUUUAUGUCCUGAGGUCAGGUUUGUGCCAUCUAGUUUUUAUACAAACCCUGGAGGGACAUUGAUGGCAUCUAUUAAAUGUCAUAGAAAGGGUUCUCCUGGACGAUGACAUCGAUGGUCUCUCAUCAAUGUUUUUGUGAUGUGGGUCUGACCUCAUGGACCCCCCCUGAUGAUCAGGAUGAUGAAGAGGCUGUGGCAAUCCCCUUCAUUGUUUACAUGGACACAGCACAAUGUCCAAAUGAACAGCUAUGCCUGGUAUGGCAGAUGAAGCCAUUCACUUGGAUAGGAUAAGCCACAAAACCAGGCACAGCCACUCAGAUGAAGAUUGGACACCCAAUUAUUAUUAA